GGGUAAAAUGCUAUUCAUUCAUGUGUGUAAAUUAACCUGACUUUUCUCUCUUUCUCUGCUCUCUGUUUUGCUGAAUGGAAGCGAGAAAAAGCUUAUCACAGAUGCUCUGAGCAGAAACCAAUUUUUGAAAAGGCUGGACCUUCAACAGAUCAGAGACAUGGUAGAAUGUAUGUACGGAAGGACAUACCAGCAAGGAAACUACAUAAUCAAACAAGGAGAACCUGGCAACCAUUUAUUCGUACUGGCAGAAGGUAGAUUGGAGGUUUAUCAGCAAAACAAAUUUCUGUCAUCCAUUCCUGUGUGGACAGCUUUUGGAGAACUGGCUAUUUUAUAUAAUUGCACAAGGACAGCCUCAGUAAAAGCUGUUACCAGUGUGAAAACAUGGGCAUUAGACAGAGAGGUUUUCCAAAACAUCAUGAGGAGAACAGCUCAAACAAGGCAUGACCAAUAUAGAAACUUUCUGAGAAGUGUUUCUUUACUGAAGAAUUUACCCGAAGACAAACUAACCAAGAUUAUAGACUGCUUGGAAGUGGGCAGCACCCUGGAAAUGACCAAGUUACGUAUCUCCUAG
Molecule: messenger RNA, 571 nt
Organism: Thamnophis elegans (Western terrestrial garter snake)
Lineage: Eukaryota; Metazoa; Chordata; Lepidosauria; Squamata; Natricidae
Product: cGMP-dependent protein kinase 2-like
Exons: 5
Coding region: 158-571 (137 amino acids)
Source: RefSeq, a predicted model, not a curated record